AUGGAACGAGCUCAACAUAUUCGAAAUGAAUGUUUGAAAAAGCAUGUUCCUGGUCUUCUUCAUCGUCUUUGGCCAACCCUACUUUAUGUUUCGACAGCGAUAGGAAGCACUUUUCAUAUGUACAAAGCCGAUAUACAAUUCUAUUGUGGAGAACGGCUACCAUUAAUUAAUUCACCCGCCUAUGGUGCAAGUGAAGGAUUUUUUGGUGUCAUCGCAAGUAUUCAUACUGACGAGUACUUUCUAUUACCAACACAUGCAUUUUUCGAAUUCAUUAAAGAAGAAGAUAUUCAACAAACUCAACCCAAAACUCUGCUCAUCUCAGAGAUCGAACCCGGACAUCGAUAUGAAUUAGUUUGUACAACCGACGUCGGAUUGGUUCGAUAUAGAAUGGGAGAUGUCAUCAUUUGCACGAGAUUUCUUUGUCGAGCCGAUGACUUAGUCGCUUUACCAGAAGAACCAGUCGAGAUUCCAAGAGUUCCACUCAUUUCACUCGCAUAUCGUGUUGGAACUCUUUUGGAUAUAUUUGGCGAGAAAACAAAUGAACAACAUGUAAUGAAUGCUAUUCAACAAACUAUUCGUCAAUGGAGAGAACAAGGAAUACCGGUCGACUUUUGUGAAUUUGCGUCGUAUCCAAGAUUAGAUGUAUUUCCAGCUAAAUAUGUCAUCUUUCUGGAAUUGAUUGCCGAUCAAGGACACAAGAUUGAUACACAGCAAUUUCAAGUUCUCAAGAAUACGAUCGAUGCAGAAGUCGAAGAACAACUUUGUAAACUAACUAUCUCUCAGUUAAAUUAUAUUAGUUUAUACGAUUUAUCAUCGGGUAGUUUAUUAUUAGUUUAUGUUAAUUCCUUUUAUUUCAUUCUCUAUCUAUUAUAG
Rotaria sordida is the source of this 873-nucleotide messenger RNA. Lineage: Eukaryota; Metazoa; Rotifera; Eurotatoria; Philodinida; Philodinidae. The record is from the annotation of a GenBank genome assembly.